AUGAAAGUUGUCUGGUUAGCAUGUUUCAUAAUACUGGCAGCUAUAUGGUAUAAAGACUACCAAAGUUUAAGAGGAUUCAUGGACGACAGAGUGUCGAAGACCUUGCCAAUUAAUUUUAACGCACUAAAGUUAUCUACCAAUUCUUAUAUACCCGUGGAUGAGCACCUUAUAAAGCCUAACAGAGAACCGAACCCAAAAUUUGUUAAAGAAAAUGCUACUUUGCUGAUGUUAUGCCGAAAUUGGGAACUAGAAGAAGUACUGCAAUCAAUGAGAUCACUCGAAGAUAGGUUCAAUGGUAGGUAUCAGUAUACUUGGACAUUCUUGAAUGAUGUGCCCUUUGAGAAACAGUUCAUACAGGAAACAACUUUGAUGGCCUCGGGGAAAACUCAAUAUGCGUUAAUUUCUAGCACAGAUUGGAAUAGACCUUCUUUUAUAAACGAAACGAGGUUCGAACAGAAUUUAAUCCAAUCUGAGAAGGAUGAUAUCAUCUACGGUGGAAGUCCAUCUUAUCGAAAUAUGUGCCGUUUCAAUUCAGGAUUCUUUUACAAACAAAAGAUACUCGACCAAUAUGAUUAUUAUUUUAGAGUGGAACCCGGAGUGGAGUACUUUUGUGAUUUAGAAGAGGAUCCAUUCAGAUAUAUGAGACUUCACGAUAAAAAGUAUGGGUUUGUCAUUUCACUUUACGAGUAUGAAAACACCAUUCCAACGUUAUGGCAGACCGUUGAAAAAUUCAUAGAAAAUCAUCCAGAGUACAUCCACCCAAACAACUCCUACGAAUUUUUAACUGACAAGGAAGUUGUUGGCCCUUUAGGCUUAGUUGCAUUAACUGAACAGACUUAUAAUCUGUGCCAUUUUUGGUCUAAUUUUGAAAUUGGAGAUUUGAACUUUUUUAGAAGUGAAAAGUACGAGGCUUUUUUCCAGUUUCUGGAUCAGGCUGGAGGAUUUUAUUAUGAAAGAUGGGGAGAUGCCCCAGUGCAUUCGAUAGCAGUUGGCAUUUUGUUAGAUAAGAGACAGAUACACCAUUUUGAGAAUAUUGGUUAUUACCAUCUUCCAUUCAGCACAUGUCCCCAGUCAUAUUGGUCAUACAAGUGCAAUAGAUGCAUUUGCAAGCGGAAUGAAUCCAUCGAUUUAGUUCCACAUAGUUGUCUUAGCAAAUGGUGGAAAUAUGGAGGUAAAACAUUCCUCCAAUAG
Molecule: messenger RNA, 1191 nt
Organism: Komagataella phaffii GS115
Lineage: Eukaryota; Fungi; Ascomycota; Pichiomycetes; Pichiales; Pichiaceae
Product: Mannosyltransferase involved in N-linked protein glycosylation
Exons: 1
Coding region: 1-1191 (396 amino acids)
Biological process (GO): protein N-linked glycosylation; cell wall mannoprotein biosynthetic process
Cellular component (GO): membrane; Golgi apparatus
Molecular function (GO): alpha-1,2-mannosyltransferase activity
Source: RefSeq, a predicted model, not a curated record